Molecule: messenger RNA, 969 nt
Organism: Funneliformis geosporum
Lineage: Eukaryota; Fungi; Glomeromycota; Glomeromycetes; Glomerales; Glomeraceae
Source: the annotation of a GenBank genome assembly
AUGAAUAAGAAAAUUACCUUGAUUCUUGGGUUAUUGUCGGUCGUUAUUCCAUCCGUGACUCUCGCUCAGAAAACUUGUGAAGAAACCUUUCAAGCGACCGAGUGUAGCGUUUGCCAAAAAGCAUUAUAUGAUGAUGGAGUCUUAUCUUUUUACACUGGAGUUACCCCUCCAUCUCAAUGUGCAACGAAUAUUAAUUUUGGCAACAUUAUCCUUGAAGAGUACAAAAAUGCAGGUUAUGAUGUGAGCUCCCCGUUUAACUUUACAACUUACGAUGUUGAACCUUUUAAGACAUCAUUGGAUAAGUAUUGCGCAUUAGAGUUUACUUGUGAACAAUCAGAAGUUGAUAAAACCUUGGAAAAGAUCAAGACGGAUUGUGCCACUGAAUUGUCGGCUCCUUUGGAUUUAAAGGCCGAUCCAAAAACCUUGGAUAUUACUACUUUGUUAGCUUACGCUAACUAUCUCACUUAUUAUGGUGGUAUUCCAACUCACGAAGCCAUUUGUUUCAAGAACGAACAAGGAGAGUCUUGUUAUUUAUCAACGCUCACUAAGUUGUUCGAUUUCGCCAAAAAAGAAAGUAAUGGGGAUCCAAACGUUGCCUUUUCUCUUGAUGGGAAGACUUUAUACCUUCCCGAUGGAACCACGAGAGAAGUUCCAAAGGAUUUUGUUUGCGGUGAAUGUUGGACUAAAAUUGCAGAAAUUUACUUGACCUAUAUCGAAGCACAUGAAUUAGAUGAGCAACUUGAAACAAAUAUCUUCGGCGGUCCUGAUAAAAUGAAAGAAGAACUUACAUCUAAAUGCGAGGAUAGUACCGAAGAUGAGGGAAUUGAUGUUGUUGAACUUGAAGGAGUUGAUGCUAAGAGAAGUAUUGGAGAAAAAAGAAACGCAAGGGAUUUCAGAAGAAAUGCAAGGAAAUUCAAGAGAGGUGGUGGUGCUGUCACACACUCACUCUUGGGCAUGCUUAGAGUUUAA